Chinchilla lanigera (long-tailed chinchilla) is the source of this 1809-nucleotide messenger RNA. RefSeq names its product eukaryotic translation elongation factor 1 alpha 2 (gene Eef1a2). Gene Ontology annotation, biological process: translation; translational elongation. The record is from RefSeq and is a predicted model, not a curated record. Lineage: Eukaryota; Metazoa; Chordata; Mammalia; Rodentia; Chinchillidae. Gene Ontology annotation, molecular function: translation elongation factor activity; GTPase activity; GTP binding.
CGCGCCCCGCACCCCGCGUCCCCGCGCCGCGGCCCCGCCCUCCCCGCCGGUACCGCAUUGCCGUACUGCAGGGCGCAGUGCACUGCGCCGCACCGUCAAUAGGUGGACCCCCUCCCGGAGAUAAAACCGCGGCGCCGGCGCCGCCAGUCCCUCUGCUGAGACCUCGGCUCCGGAUUCCCUGCUCAGCAACCCCCCACCCCAAGCCAGAGCCCCCUUGGUGCCAGCCCCUCCCCUGCCUGGGCAGAAUGGGCAAGGAGAAGACUCACAUCAACAUUGUGGUCAUCGGCCAUGUGGACUCAGGCAAGUCCACCACGACGGGCCACCUCAUCUACAAAUGUGGGGGCAUCGACAAGAGGACCAUCGAGAAGUUUGAGAAGGAGGCGGCUGAGAUGGGGAAGGGCUCCUUCAAGUACGCCUGGGUGCUGGACAAGCUGAAAGCAGAGCGGGAGCGCGGCAUCACCAUCGACAUUUCCCUCUGGAAGUUUGAGACCACAAAAUACUAUAUCACCAUCAUCGAUGCGCCUGGCCACAGGGACUUCAUCAAGAACAUGAUCACUGGCACAUCCCAGGCGGACUGCGCGGUGCUGAUCGUGGCUGCAGGUGUGGGCGAGUUUGAGGCUGGCAUCUCUAAGAAUGGGCAGACCCGGGAGCACGCACUGCUGGCCUACACCCUGGGGGUGAAGCAGCUCAUUGUGGGUGUCAACAAGAUGGACUCCACAGAGCCGGCCUACAGUGAGAAGCGCUACGAUGAGAUUGUCAAGGAGGUCAGCGCCUACAUCAAGAAGAUUGGCUACAACCCAGCCACAGUGCCCUUUGUGCCCAUCUCUGGCUGGCAUGGAGACAACAUGUUGGAGCCCUCGCCCAAUAUGCCAUGGUUCAAGGGCUGGAAGGUGGAGCGCAAGGAAGGGAACGCAAGCGGCGUGUCCCUGUUAGAGGCCCUGGAUACGAUCCUGCCGCCCACCCGCCCCACGGACAAGCCCCUGCGUCUGCCCUUGCAGGAUGUGUACAAGAUAGGCGGCAUUGGCACUGUGCCCGUGGGCCGAGUGGAGACGGGCAUCCUUCGGCCGGGCAUGGUGGUGACAUUUGCACCAGUAAACAUCACCACGGAGGUGAAGUCGGUGGAAAUGCACCAUGAGGCACUCAGUGAGGCCCUGCCUGGUGACAACGUUGGCUUCAAUGUGAAGAACGUGUCUGUCAAGGACAUCCGCCGGGGCAACGUGUGUGGGGACAGCAAGUCCGAUCCGCCUCAGGAGGCUGCCCAGUUCACCUCCCAGGUCAUCAUCCUGAACCACCCUGGGCAGAUCAGCGCUGGCUACUCUCCAGUCAUUGACUGCCACACGGCCCACAUUGCCUGUAAGUUUGCCGAGCUGAAGGAGAAAAUUGACCGGCGUUCCGGCAAGAAGCUGGAGGACAACCCCAAGUCUCUGAAGUCUGGCGAUGCAGCCAUUGUGGAGAUGGUUCCUGGGAAGCCCAUGUGUGUGGAGAGCUUCUCGCAGUACCCGCCUCUCGGCCGCUUCGCGGUGCGCGACAUGCGGCAGACGGUGGCCGUGGGCGUCAUCAAGAACGUGGAGAAGAAGAGCGGCGGUGCCGGCAAGGUCACCAAGUCGGCGCAGAAGGCGCAGAAGGCGGGCAAGUGAAGCGCGGGCGCCCGCGGCGCGGCCCUCCUCGGGGCUCUACGUCAGCGACUGGAUGCUCGCCAUCAAGGUCCAGUGGAAGUUCUUCAAGAGGAAAAGCGCCCCCGCCCCCCGCUUCCGCGCCCGCGUCCGUCCCGCUCAGUGCCCGUUUUACCAAUAAACUGAGCGCCCCAGA